AUGGCAUACUGCAAGACGGAGCAGGAUGACUGGCUGCUGGCCCACCUAAAGUACCUGCUCUUCAUCUUCAAUUUCUUCUUCUGGGUAGGCGGGGCAGCUGUCAUGGCUGUGGGCAUCUGGACACUGGUGGAGAAGAGCGGUUACCUCAGCAUCUUGGCUUCCAGCACAUUCCCUGCCUCUGCCUACAUCCUCAUCUUUGCUGGUGCUCUUGUCGUGACAACUGGCUUCCUAGGCUUCGGGGCCAUCAUCCGGGAGCAGAAAGGCUGUCUCUCCAUGUAUUUCUGCCUGUUGCUGGUCAUCUUCCUGGUGGAGCUGGUUGCAGGGGUCCUGGCACACGUAUACUACCAGAGGCUGAGUGACGAGCUGAGGCAGCACCUGAACAGCACCCUGACUGAGCACUACGGGCAGCCAAGGGCCGCAGAGAUCACAGCCUCGGUGGACCGGCUGCAGCAGGAUUUCAAAUGUUGUGGCAGUAACAGCUCGGCCGACUGGCAACACAGCACGUACAUCUUGUCUCGGGAAGCCCAGGGUCGCCGGGUGCCCGACAGUUGCUGCAAGACAGUGGUGGCACGCUGUGGCCAGCGGGCCCACCCCUCCAACAUCUACAAGGUGGAAGGAGGCUGCAUGGCCAAGCUGGAGCAGUUCCUGGCUGACCACCUGCUGCUCAUGGGCGCAGUGGGCAUCGGGGUGGCCUGUCUCCAGAUCUGCGGGAUGGUUCUCACCUGCUGCUUGCACCGAAGGCUCCAGCAACACUUUUAUUAAAGGAUGCCCCUGUAGCCUGCCGACUGCCCCACACAAGGGCCCACAUUCCCACAUCCUGAACCAGGCCUGCAAAGUCAGCAGCUGGGUCAUGGACUCCCCCGACCCUAUGAAGAGCCCACCAAGUGCCUGUGAUUGGGGCUCCUGUGCAUCCCACCUGGGCAGGGUCCUCGGCUCACUCCUCCAUUUAUAAGCACUCAUUUCUGCCAGAAUCCUUGGCAAGGAAUGGUCCUGGCAAGAGGCAGCCAGAGCCCUUUGCCAGGCAUGGGGCACUGUAGACUACAGGAGUGCCUGAGCCUGGAACAGAGGCUGCCAGAUGGGUCCUUCAAGACUCUUGUAAGGCUUGGUGUUCGAUUCCCACUGGCAUGGGGUCCCAGCCAGCUCUCCUCAGAGGAAGGCACUGCUUUGGGCAGGCUGGGUUAGCUAGUUAGCUCUAGCCAGUAAGCUCUAGCCAUGUCCUUCCCAUAGGGCCUAGGACAACAGUGACCUAAGAUGGGUCAGCUUAAGGCCAGGCUGUUGGAGCCACCAGGACACAGCACUAAGGAGGCAGGCUGGUUACAGUAGGGUGUGUGGCGCCUGAGAGACACAUGACGAUCACAAGUCCCAGCCCCCAGUGAUACGUCUUGUCCCCAGUCUUGACUCCCAGACUUUAUGCCAGGUUUAAAAUGUUAGUGAAUUAAAACUUCACCAGUGGACCACACCUCGGGCUGGUAAGUCAGAGCUGCCGAGGAGAGGAAGCUGUGAGGAAGGAGGUACUCUGCCUGCACCCCAUUUCCCGGUGCCUCCGAAACCACAGUUUCCCUUCCACUAUGUUCUCUGCUUCCUUCAGUAUUACGGAGUAGACACCGUUCUCUCCUUAGCUUUGAACGAAAUAGAGACUAUUCAGGAAAAACUCCCAAUGUGUUAAAAGAGACAGAAAGAAAAUCCUAGGAAAAUUAGAGGUUGGGAGUAGGUAUCAACUCAGAGACAACCAUAGGGUCCCUUCUCCAAUGAUGUUUACUUUGGACAGCUUUGCACACCAGGACUCCAAACCAUCUUCAGCUCCUCUAGGGUCCUGCUCAUCUCUCCACAAUAACAAACCUCAGCUCCCAUAUGAACCAGUGGCCUCUUGUUGACCAAAAGUGCUCACAACUUGCCUUCAACCUGACCCAGUUCUUACUACACUGCACUGGAUCCUGCUGAGGAGCUGGGCCAGUUGUUGUGGGGAGAAGAUGAACUCCCAGUCAUACAUGGGUGGACCAAGGGCCACUGGUCGCUGUCACCAGCAUAGGUCUGAAAUUCCCUUCUCAGGGCAGGACAUAGUUGCACUGACAGAGGGAACAUCAGGCUCUCACCGGGUCAGCCUCCUCCACUCUGGGAUUCUCCAGGGGCUAUGUGGAGCCCAGGCAGGUUUAUGCCAUCUGCCUGAAGGGCCCUGUGUUGUCUGUACAAAGUCGAUAUAAAAAAAAGACACUCCCAACAAUCCCAGACUAUACUAGGAACAAGAAGAAAGUCUUAGCUACCCUCCACCUUCCCAGAUUCUUGCAGAUAUUCCAAGACUGGCUUUGAUCUCCAGGAUUAUAGAUUCUACAAGACUCAUAUAGAGGGGGGUUGAGGGGAAAAGGGUGUGGGGCCCAAACCAUGUUCUUCCAAAAGAGGCACUGAGGGAUAUGACAGUAUAUAAAGGGAUACUGUGGCCUUGGGCAUCUGCUUUGGUAGGUUUCCUUAAUCCUCAGGGAGAUAAGGACAGAGGUGACAAGUGGGGACCAUUUGUACAGCCUCAAUGCAGAGGCAGUCCAGGAGAGCAUGGCUCACUGACCCCAGUCAGAGCUGCAGAGUGAGUGGACAGCCCCAAAUGUGACUUCUUUGAUCAAACAGCCUUGGUGACAAGAUGAGGUUAGAGGACAUGAAACACAUAGUAGGCCAAGUUCGGUCCAGUAGCUGCCAAGGCUGGAGCCAACGAUGGAAUCUGUAGUGAGUUGUCCAUCAGAUCUAUGCUCAGGAUAUUUCCUCCUAUUUAUCCCCAGGGACAGGUCCCUAUUCAGAGACUGUCACUCUGAGUUCCCUAGAGAGCGGGAAGGACAUACCUACAGAAUGUCAUCCUUAGUCCUGGGUCAGCACAAACAUACUGGGAUCCCACAGCAGGCCCUCAACUUGACAUAGCUGAAGCCAGCAUAUCCUCACCCUGAGCAAGAAUCACCUUUCCCUAAGCUCAAAGUGGCCACCUAAAAAAAUCCAGCAUGCCCCCAAAUCCCCCAGGUGGCCAGUGUUUGGGGAACAAGGGUGAACCUUAGCCUAUGAUAAGGAGAUGUGGCGUCUCCAUGCAUUUGUCCCCUUCCCUCAUCACCUCCCAUAGCAACUCUGGCCAUGGCUUUGGAAAUGCUCACCGAGGACCUGUCUAUGUCUCCUUCAAUAUGUUAUCCAUAUUGACACCAGUGGGAUGUGCUGUAGUCCCCAUUCUGCAGAUGAAAAAACUAAGGCUUGGUCAAGUUGAACAUCAUUGGUGGUGGCUGACAGGGAACCAGCCAGGUGGGCCCAAAGAAAGCAGGAGUGGAAGCCCCUCUCCCCUAGCUGUCAGGUUGGCAUCCUAGAUGGUAUGACCAAACAAGGACAGCCUUAACACGACCCAGGUUGAACAGAACCGCCCAGCAUGUCCAAUGCCAGCAGCUUCUUGCAUUCACAGUUGAAGCAGACAUUUCAUUAUUUCAGAAUGGCAAGGCCCUAUGGGGAAGCUAAGGAGGCCAGAGCUCCUAGGAAUGGUCCAGGCCACACAGGGCAGGGAGGCUUUCCAGCCAUUAUAGUGAGAGCAGGGGCUGCUGUCUUUAGUGCUCAGCCUCCAUAGAGAUGGGAACCACACCCUGUGAAGAUGAUUGGCUGGGAUGUGAAAUGCCUCUCCCUGCCCCAUAAAGGAGGUCAGGAGAGAAGCCCAGAUUGUAUCCACUCUUAGUCACCCCAGGCAUGAGGGUGCCCUGGCUGGUGAUGCUGAGGAGCCUCCCUCUCAGGCAAGUCCGUCUCUGUCUUCUUAACCCCACCCCCAAUCCCCUAUAUGAAACAUUUGUUGUUUCUGGUCUCUAGAGCGGACACAGGGUGACUUCUGUCUUGAGCCCUCUCACCCUUCGCAUGAUCAUAGAAGGUUCAUCCCCGAAAGGUACUGACUUUAGGGAGGACAUGCUGCAGGUCAGUGUGGUGGGCCACUGUGAGCUUAGAACCUCCCACUCUGGACAGCAUCCAAGGUUUUCAAGUCAAGGGAAUGAGUGGACCAGAUAAAACCCUACCUGCUUUGAAAAUGCCCUCUGCCCAUUGGCUCUACUGGGCUAGGGCAAAGAGGCAAGAGGAGGGAGGGCAGCUGAAGCUGUUCAGAGAAAAAGCAGCCAUCUUUGUGACCGCCCGGCGGCACUUAGACUCUCCAUGGCUGGUGAGAUGUGUCUUACACCUGCUCUCCCCUCAGCACCUCCAAGGGAGCCUUCAGAAGAGGGUGCGGCUUUCCCACAGUUGCUCUAAGAGAGGCCAGAGCCAACAGUUGGCAUGCCUGCUAAGUUCCCAGGUGGUGGAGAUGCCACCGACUGGCAACCCCGCCAAACCACAGUGUGGACCACACAAGGACACUGCUACCUUCCUUAAGAUGUCACAGCCCUCAAGGGUCAAAAGCCAUUCAAGCCAUCUGGCUUGAGUCACACACAGAGCUGCUUGAGACUGUUCCCACUGGGGGGGUUGAAGCCAACCACUCAGUGGUUUACAACCAGUCAUGUGCAUGGCUGGCACUCCUGCCCCUACUGAGCAUGCUUGGCACUCCUGCCCCUACUAAGACUAUGACUUUGGCCAGUAGGAUAGAUGCCCCUUACACUCCCAGAUCCCACCUUCUUCUAUGUGCCUUGGGGUGGCCCUGCUGUGUCCUGGUCACUCUAGCUGGAUAUCAAGCUUCCCCCAUUCUUCCCCUCCCGUUUGUAUACCUGUGAAAGCUGCUCCUGCCCAGUACUAACAGAAGUUCCAGAGAGCCCAUUGUUAGGAUUCCAGACAGGCUCCUGGGUCUAGUUGGCCCAUGGAUGUGGGACAUCAGCUACUCUACAAAGACAGAAAUUGCCUUCCCCUACUGCCUAACCACGAAACUCCAGAUGUGAGAUGCGCCUCUCCACUGACCUCAACAUAAGCCCAGUGCCUUGUGCUACCAGACUCGGUAACAAAGGACUUGUACCAGAGUGCCUUCUGCUGAUCCAGGGUUGCGAGGAGAUCCCAGGUCCUCUGUUCACCAAAUGCACGGGGUCCCCCACUGAAGCCUCUGUCUUGGUAAUGGUUUCCCUACAGUGCUCACUGACUGCAGCCAUCAGGAGCUAUUUUCCCCUCA
Cricetulus griseus (Chinese hamster) is the source of this 5080-nucleotide messenger RNA. The record is from RefSeq and is a predicted model, not a curated record. NCBI's taxonomy places the organism in Eukaryota, Metazoa, Chordata, Mammalia, Rodentia, Cricetidae.